AUGGCUUCUAAACAGCUAAACCAAGUGCCUAAAGCAGAAAACUUACUACCCCCUUUAAGCCCACUCUCACAGGCCAUCAACAGUCCUAUCUUGUCCUUGACCAUCACCAUAGUUUUUGAAUUCGAAAAAUCCUUCAACAAGUCUCAAACCAUUGAAUUACUCAGAGAUGUGUUGGUUCCGACUAAUCCUCGCCUCUCUUGUAUCAUUUUUCAGGAUACAAAGGGGGUACAAAGAUGGAAGAAAGUAGAUCUCAAGAUCGAAGACCACAUUAUUGUUCCCACUUUUCCUUCCGGGUUAUCCUCACAAGACUCUCACAAACAUUUUUACGAAUACCUGUCUGAAAUAUCUAUAGAACGACUUCCAGCUGAGAGACGGCCUCCAUGGGAAGUCCAUCUGAUCAUGUAUCCCACAAGUAAUGCAACCAUGUCGUCUCUCGUGUUUAGACUGAACCAUGCGCUUGGAGAUGGGUACUCACUAAUGAGUGCAAUGUUUUCGUCCUUCAAAAGGACAGAUAAUCCUUCACUUCCUAUUACUUUUCCUUCUUCGUCUUUGUCUUUGUCUUCGUCGUCAUCGACAAGGUAUGGAAUACGGAUGAAGUGUUUGUCCAAAAUGUCAAGUUUUAUCUCUAGGUGCCUUAACACAGUUUCGGACUCUAUUUCGACAUUGUUGCAAGGCAUGUUCUUAGAAGAUGAUAAGACGGCCAUCCGGUCGGCUACACCUCGAGUGGAGUUUGAGCCCAAGACUAUUGCGUCGGCGGUUAUAUUCGACCUUGGUGAAAUACGGCUAGUUAAGAACAUAGUUGGAUGUGUAGUGGCUGGAUUGAUGUAUUCGACUUGUAAACAUACAAGCAUUGGGAUUUCUAAUAUAAUUGGUCCAAUGCAAAAGGUGGCACUAGCAGACAAUCCAGUUAAUGGCUUUUACUUCACUGUAGGAGGUGUUCCACAGAGCCUUUUCUUCACAGUGAUGAGUUACAUGGGGAAGCUAAGAGUGAUAACAUUGGCAGAAAAAGGGUUUAUUGAUUCUGAAUUGCUUAUCUCUUGCAUGAAGGAGGCUUUUGGAAAUAUUUUAGAAGCAGCAAGUAAUAAGUGAUCGAGCAGUAG
Telopea speciosissima is the source of this 1100-nucleotide messenger RNA. RefSeq names its product wax ester synthase/diacylglycerol acyltransferase 4-like. The record is from RefSeq and is a predicted model, not a curated record. Lineage: Eukaryota; Viridiplantae; Streptophyta; Magnoliopsida; Proteales; Proteaceae. Gene Ontology annotation, molecular function: diacylglycerol O-acyltransferase activity; long-chain-alcohol O-fatty-acyltransferase activity. The transcript is spliced from 3 exons. Gene Ontology annotation, cellular component: plasma membrane. Gene Ontology annotation, biological process: triglyceride biosynthetic process. Bases 1 to 1089 code for a protein of 362 amino acids.